Adineta ricciae is the source of this 1038-nucleotide messenger RNA. The record is from the annotation of a GenBank genome assembly. NCBI's taxonomy places the organism in Eukaryota, Metazoa, Rotifera, Eurotatoria, Adinetida, Adinetidae.
AUGUGCAAUUCUACUAUUGCAGUCUUCGAUUCUGUUACUCAACAAACGAUUAUUUACUUUGGUUUCUCCCUUUUUAUUCUUGGUCUCAUUGGCAAUCUGUUGACUCUCCUUGUAUUCCUCAGUCUCGAAACAUUCAGACAAAACUCCUGUGCAUUCUACCUCACAAUCAUGUCUUUUAUCAACACGUUUCACUUAUUCACUGGUUUGUUAACUUUCAUCAUGAUCAAUGGUUUUAAAAUCAACUGGACCGAUGCAUCAGUGGCCUAUUGCAAAUUUCGUGCAUUCUAUAUUCAGACAUGUGCAAUGAUAUCUUUGUCAUGCAUGUGCUUGGCGACAGUCGAUCAGUUCUUGGCAACGCAGUCUAAUCGUCGCUGGCAUCGAUUCAAUAGCAUCAAAGUAGCUAGGUCGGUUGUUACAGGUAUAGCUAUAUGUGUAACUGCAUAUUGUAUUCCUUUCCUCGUAUAUCGUGGUCAUACGACAUCAAGCAGCACAGGUCAAGCGAUUUGUGACAUUACAAAUAAUGUCUUUGCAAGUUAUCGUAUUUUUCAUAACUCUUUCCUCGCGGGUAUUAUUCCAUUGCUCAUUAUGAGUAUAUUUGGUCUGUUAGCAUAUCGAAACGUUCAGCAAAUAGCCUAUCGGACAAUACCAUUAGUCCGACGUGAAUUAGACAAACAGUUAACAUCAAUGGUCCUUAUUCAAAUUUUCUACAACGUUCUUGCUAUCACACCGUCAUUAACCGUAGGCCUUUAUUAUUUGAUCUUAGACAAAACGCUCGAUGCAUGCAGUAAAACAAUAUUAAACAUUCUCUUAAAUCUGUUAGCCGUUAUCUAUUAUUUUUACUAUGUGGUGAGGUUCAUUCUAUAUCUACGUAUGUGUAUCGAAAAGAUUCCGUCAUCAACUGAUCUACGUAUUAUUUACAGUGCAUGCGAAUCGUUUUCGCCAACACAACAAUCGAAUCAAACCCGUAGCACAGUGACUCCACCUCCUCUCAACGCUCCGUGUACCCAUGUAACUCUGAGUCAGUAUAAACGCAAAUGA